Micromonas commoda is the source of this 471-nucleotide messenger RNA. NCBI's taxonomy places the organism in Eukaryota, Viridiplantae, Chlorophyta, Mamiellophyceae, Mamiellales, Mamiellaceae. The record is from the annotation of a RefSeq genome assembly.
AUGUCUCGUAGAAAAGUUGCAAAAAAGCGUCCGGUUGCGCCGGAUCCAGUAUAUCAAAGCCGCUUAGUAAGUCUUUUAGUAAGCCACCUUUUAAAGAAAGGUAAAAAAAGUGUUGCAUACCGUAUUUUUUACGAAGCAAUGACUCAUAUUUCAGAAACAACAUCACAAGAUCCACUUGAGGUACUUCGUCAGGCUGUUUUAAACAUUACACCAAAAGUUGAAGUAAAAUCUCGUCGUGUAGGUGGAGCUGUACUUCAAGUACCACUUGAAGUUAAAUCUGAUCGUGGAACAGCUCUUGCUCUUCGUUGGCUUCUUGUUGCUGCACGUGCACGUUCUGGACGUAGUAUGGUAGUAAAGCUCGCUGCAGAAAUUAUGGAUGCAGCAAAUAAUACAGGUGGGGCUAUCCGUAAGCGUGAAGAUACUCACCGUAUGGCAGAAGCAAAUAAGGCUUUUGCACAUUUCCGAUUCUAA